GGCAGCAACUUAACCCGCAGGGAACCGAUCAACCGAGACAGCCUAGCGCGAGGUUGAAGUUGCAACGCGCUCCCAGAGGAAGGUAACUGCCCGAUUGGGUAAAAAACCAGAGAAAGGGUAUUGCAAGCUGGAAGUGAUGGCACACGUGUGCUUGCUGGAGGCGGCAGCUGCUUGCGCGGACUAGUGGGCGCACGAUGACGACGGUGCGAGGUGGACGUGAGUUGCGACUGGACCCUGUUGUGACAGUGUUUUGCACGCGGUCACCUCAGUCAUCCUCCCUACAACCCCUUGACACCAAGACCUCCACUCGAGACCAACUAUCACAAACGACUACGGGGCUUUGCAUCCAUCAAACCGACUUGUAUCGACCGCGCCGGCGCCUUGCAUACACAUCUUCAGUGCGACACAACCUACGCACCGCAUGCAGCCCGCUGCACGAAGUCGAUCAUGAGCGAAUACGGCGAUGACUACUCCGACUAUGGAGAGGAGUGGUUCUACAUCGAGGAGGAGUUUAUCGCAGCCGACGACUUGGCAGAGCACGCUGUAGCAUCGCCGCCGCCUACCACAUAUGCGGACGAAGAUGCUGCCGAGGAUUGGGACAGAUUCGAUUAUUUCAACGACCUCGAGUAUGCCUCGGAUGGCUACGACGACGCUAUCUUUCAGGCGCACGAUGCAAAAGGCACAAACAUAGGUGGAAAGAGGAAGCGGCACGUUAGGCCAAGCCACAGCAAGAAGAGGCAACGGGUGUUAGGAGAGACAGAGGUAGUAGCGUUGGGCAUGUCACCUAUCGUCUGGCGCUCACAGGCCGAUCGAGAACCACAGCCCAAGCUUCUGGACGAGGGUGCCCAGCCAUACACAGUGCUUCAGGAUUGGAGGAAGGUGCUCAAAGACACCCCGCAGUGGGCGAGGGGUUCACCACCUCAGUCACCAACUGUGCAAGCUGCGAGAGAACAGCAACAUGUAGCAGAGGUUGCCAGCGUCGCAGAAGCCGCAUCUCCUCCUUCAGCACUGGACGAGGAAGACGAAGGCGCACACGAAGAUGAGAUGGAUAUUGACCCAGCGGCGUUGAUGGCUGCACUACAGAGCCGACUAGCUGAAGCUGGUGGUCCUCUGAGCGGCAUGGAUCCACAGCAGUUGUUAGACUUCGCCAUGAGAAUGGCCACUGGUAAGGAUGCUGGAGACGAUAUAGCAGGUGAAAUGGCAGAUGCUAUGCUCAACCAGGGCGACGAAAAUGACGAGGAAGAUCCGGAGGCAGAAGCGAACCUUCUCUCUUGGGUAGCGCAGCAGCGAAACAGCGGUACCGAGUCAUCCGCAGAUGCUCCAACUUCAACCACCACCAACGACAUCAACAGACCGCCAACACCUCCUGAUGAGGAGGCUGGUACACAUGCGUCACGGAAACGUGCCGAAGGCAGCCAGACGAUAAGCAAGAGUCAUGCUCAAACCAACACAACUCGCAAGCGGAAAGUAGAGGAAAACGACCAGGUGGAAGCUUCUGCGCAGCCCACGAAGAAACGAGCCACAAGGACAUUCGAUGCACCUACUGCAGCUAGCCAGGCCAGGACAGCAUCUUCGAAGACAACACGAAGUGGGCCAAAAAGGUGAUCUGAUCACAAAGCCCGUUGCAGGAUACAGCUCUUACCUUAUUCCCGCAACAUGUGUUGCAUGAGCCUGACCAAUGUAGGCGUUCGAACCCUUAGUAACCAACAUUAUCCGCUUUUAACGGUGUGGCGCAUCACGUACAUGGCACGGGAGGAUCACUGCACGCGAUAACAAGGGUUCGGGUUCCCGCAUUUUCGGGCGGAUAGGGCGGUGUAGCUGACUCCGGACGCUGGCAAACAAAGAUUUUAAUGAGUUGCCAGAACGUUGACAGGUAGAGAAUCUAAGUUUGCGCUGCGUAGCCGUGUACCCGUGGUAUCGUCACCAUAAUGUUAACUCGGUAUAUGAACCUACGCCAGCCACAGCUGAGAAGUAUACAACAUGUGAUCUUUUAGUACUUACCGACUAGGCCAAAGACGAAGGAUUAGAAAGCCGACUGCCAUGCAAUAGCAGGUGCGUAUCCAGUGGCACGACCGUU
Molecule: messenger RNA, 2077 nt
Organism: Boeremia exigua
Lineage: Eukaryota; Fungi; Ascomycota; Dothideomycetes; Pleosporales; Didymellaceae
Exons: 1
Coding region: 448-1605 (385 amino acids)
Source: RefSeq, a predicted model, not a curated record